AUGAUAGACGGCGUACAAAAUGCGCCCGCCAUUCAUCCAAUCCAUGUUCACACAAUUCCAUUACAUCCAGUUACUGUACGACCGACACCUACCAAAAUAAAAACUUCAAAAUCUAGUGUACCAUCUAUCACUCCUACUCAAUCUUGGUGGCAUUGGGUAACCUCUACUCGACAUACUCAUAUUAUUUCAACUCCAUCUUCGAUACAUCAUCAUCGUUUACCAUGGUAUAAACAAGAUACAUUUCAACGAGUUUUUCGUAUUUUUCUUUUCGUCGUAUUAUUUGCUAUUGUAUGUAAAAUCCUGAAAACUAUUUGUAAAUCAAAGAAACAAAAGAAACUCAAUAAGAAAACUAAUCCUAUUACAGUACACAACAAAAUGUAUGUUUCUACAAUUGACAGCAACCGUGAAGAAGCACCACCAUCAUAUGUAACAAUUCAUAAUAUUUAA
Molecule: messenger RNA, 447 nt
Organism: Adineta steineri
Lineage: Eukaryota; Metazoa; Rotifera; Eurotatoria; Adinetida; Adinetidae
Source: the annotation of a GenBank genome assembly